AUGGCAGUAGAAUCCGUGAAAAGGAUUGGGAAUCCCUCAUUUGGGGAGAAAUUAGCUGAGCCGGAUCCGCCUAUCCGCCGAAUUGGACAGACCGGUGCACUUGCUCGCGAAUUCAGCAUUGCCCCCGGGUGGAUAAUCCCUGCAGACCAGUUCAAGGAGGGAGACCAGAGAACAGGACCGGCACAAGCUAAGAGGAAUGUACGAUUGUCGAAGAUGCCUGCCGCUUCCACCACCCUACAAAUUCUUUGA
Aspergillus chevalieri is the source of this 249-nucleotide messenger RNA. RefSeq lists its product as uncharacterized. The transcript has a single exon. Lineage: Eukaryota; Fungi; Ascomycota; Eurotiomycetes; Eurotiales; Aspergillaceae. The coding region runs from base 1 to 249 and encodes 82 amino acids. The record is from RefSeq and is a predicted model, not a curated record.